Messenger RNA from Gekko japonicus, 1425 nucleotides. RefSeq names its product myogenin (myogenic factor 4) (gene MYOG). NCBI's taxonomy places the organism in Eukaryota, Metazoa, Chordata, Lepidosauria, Squamata, Gekkonidae. Gene Ontology annotation, biological process: muscle organ development; positive regulation of transcription by RNA polymerase II; positive regulation of myoblast differentiation. The transcript is spliced from 3 exons. Gene Ontology annotation, molecular function: protein dimerization activity; RNA polymerase II cis-regulatory region sequence-specific DNA binding; DNA-binding transcription factor activity, RNA polymerase II-specific. The record is from RefSeq and is a predicted model, not a curated record. The coding region runs from base 57 to 740 and encodes 227 amino acids.
GUGAGGAGCUGGAGUUUCACUCCCCAACACAGGCUUCUCCUUGCCAGACGCUUACUAUGGAACUCCUAGAGACCAGCCCAUAUUUUUUCACAGAACAGCGAUUUUACGAUGGGGAAAACUACCUGAGCCCUCGCUUACAUAGCUAUGAGCAGACAACCUACCAAGACCGAGCAGCCGUGGCACUGUGUCCUGAGGGAAGGGCUGGUUUGGAAGAGAAGGCCUCAGCCCUGCCAGACCACAGUCCCGGUCAGUGCCUGCCAUGGGCAUGCAAAGUAUGCAAGCGGAAGAGUGUCUCCAUCGACAGGCGCCGUGCCGCUACCCUGAGGGAAAAACGCCGGCUGAAAAAGGUCAAUGAGGCCUUUGAAGCUCUGAAACGGAGCACUUUGCUGAACCCCAACCAGCGGCUGCCCAAGGUGGAGAUCCUGCGUAGUGCCAUUCAAUACAUCGAACGCUUGCAAGCGCUGCUGAGCACCCUCAAUCAGCAGGAGCGGGACCAGCGGGAACUGCGCUACUGUAGCAACAGUGCCCAGUCAGGGGUAUCCAGUGACCAUGGAUCCAGCAGCACUUCAUGUAGCCCGGACUGGAGCACCCAGCUUGAGUUCAGCACUCAUCCUGGAGAUCAUUUGCUGAGUGAUGAUUCGUCUGAAGACCGCAACCUUCACUCACUGUCUUCAAUUGUGGACAGUAUUGUCGUGGAGGAUGUAGCUGUUGCGUUCCAAGAGGAGAGGUCUCAGAACUGAGGAUACAGGAAAACAUGCCCAACUCGCUCACUUUUUAAAAUGAAAGUCACCAGCAGCAGAUUGUAGAGUAGAAGAAACAUGACACUAGGACUUUAUAAAUGGGAGAAGCUCUCUGUGUCUUCACUAACACUGGAAGAUAUUCCAAAUGGGAAGAGCUCUCCUUCCCCUCUAACACUGGAUGAGAUUUUAUUUCCCUAGCCAAAGUCACAGACUUUAACUGGUGAAGCCACUUAUCCAAUUCCGUAUGUCUGAAAAGCUGUUCUGCUUUUUUCCCUAAGCUCAGAGGCAAGCUAAUGAGAAAUAUGCCUCAUUAUUUUAUUUAUGUAUCUGCCAGGUCUCCAAAAAGGUAGUGUUACAGUGACUUCACUGAUAACAAAUAUUUCAUCUCCUCUGGAAAUUGGGCUGGAAUUGGCUGAUAAAAGCAUUCUGAUGUAUUUUGGGAACAUUAAUUAAGGGCGAGAGGACAUCACUUCAGCAUAUUAUGGAAGGAUUCCAGAGUGGCUGUUUUCUUCAGUUUGUAGAAGUUUUGCUUCAUUGGGGGCCAAUGGUUUCUGUGUGCGCGUGUGUGCAAGUGUGUGUACUUUUUUAAAAAGAUACUAUCUGACCAACUUCUUUUGGCAGUUUGCAAUUUCCAGGCACUGAAGCCAUAUAAAUGCUGCCACUGAAGUUUUUUCUACUGCGUGGA